Molecule: messenger RNA, 1401 nt
Organism: Myodes glareolus (Bank vole)
Lineage: Eukaryota; Metazoa; Chordata; Mammalia; Rodentia; Cricetidae
Gene: Aarsd1
Product: alanyl-tRNA synthetase domain containing 1
Biological process (GO): regulation of translational fidelity; alanyl-tRNA aminoacylation
Molecular function (GO): ATP binding; nucleic acid binding; Ser-tRNA(Ala) deacylase activity
Source: RefSeq, a predicted model, not a curated record
UGCGCAGAAACGCUUAAGAAAGUUUGUCCCGGGUCGCUCGCCGUCCUCCGCCCGGCUCUUCGGCGUGCGCUGGUGUCCAGGGCCUAGGAGUCCGUGAUGGCGUUUCUGUGUCAGCGCGACAGCUACGCGCGGGAGUUCACCACCACCGUGGUCUCCUGCAGCCCUGCUGAGCUGCAGACGGACGCGAGCGGCGGCAAGAAAGAAGUGCUGAGCGGUUUCCAUGUGGUUCUGGAAGACACGCUGCUUUUCCCCGAGGGCGGGGGCCAGCCUGAUGAUCGUGGUACCAUCAAUGACAUCUCUGUGCUGAGAGUUACCCGCCGUGGGGCCCAGGCUGAUCAUUUCACACAGACACCUCUGUCCCCUGGGAGCCAGGUCCAGGUCCGCGUGGACUGGGAGCGGAGGUUUGAUCACAUGCAGCAGCAUUCAGGGCAGCAUCUCAUCACAGCAGUAGCUGACCAUCUCUUUGGGCUGAAGACGACGUCAUGGGAAUUAGGGAGACUCCGGAGUGUGAUUGAGCUGGACAGCCCUUCUGUGACUGCAGAGCAGGUAGCUGCCAUUGAGCAGAGUGUCAAUCAGAAAAUCAGAGAUCGGCUACCUGUGAGUGUGCGAGAGCUGAGCCUGGAUGACCCUGAGGUGGAGCAGGUGCGGGGCCGGGGUCUCCCAGAUGACCACGCUGGGCCUAUUCGAGUUGUUACCAUCGAGGGUGUCGAUUCCAACAUGUGCUGUGGGACCCACGUGAGCAAUCUCAGUGACCUGCAGGUCAUUAAGAUUCUGGGCACUGAGAAAGGGAAAAAGAACAAAAGCAACCUGAUAUUUCUGGCUGGGCACCGGGUACUGAAGUGGAUGGACCGAAGUCAUGGGAGAGAGAAAGCGCUGACCACACUACUGAAGUGUGGAGCUGAGGAUCACGUGGAAGCAGUGAAGAAGCUCCAGAAUGCCACCAAGCUCCUGCAGAAGAACAACCUGAGUCUCCUCAGAGACCUGGCUGUGCACACUGCCCACAGCCUCAGGAGCAGCCCAGACUGGGGAAGUGUGGUUACGCUACACAGGAAAGAGGGUGAUUCUGAGUUCAUGAAUAUCAUCGCCAACGAGAUUGGGUCAGAGGAGACCCUCCUGUUCUUAACUGUGGGGGAUGAGAAAGGUGCUGGGCUCUUCUUAUUGGCAGGGCCAGCGGAGGCCGUGGAGACCCUGGGGCCCAGGGUGGCUGAAGUCUUAGAAGGCAAAGGAGCAGGGAAGAAGGGCCGCUUCCAGGGCAAGGCCACCAAGAUGAGCCGACGGGCAGAGGUGCAGGCACUUCUGCAGGACUAUGUCAGCUCACAGAGUGCUGAGGAGUGAGGGGCCAGGAUGCCCAUCCCUGUGAUCAUAGCAGUCUUUUGGACAGUAAAAGAGUGUGACCCAAAA